Molecule: messenger RNA, 905 nt
Organism: Rhincodon typus (whale shark)
Lineage: Eukaryota; Metazoa; Chordata; Chondrichthyes; Orectolobiformes; Rhincodontidae
Product: protein FAM234A-like
Exons: 5
Source: RefSeq, a predicted model, not a curated record
CUCCACACAUGCGUAGUGGCAGACAGCAAGGCGGCCAUGAUGAAGUGGCAGGUAGCUGUGUGUGAGGCUGAGGGAAAGUUGUCUGUUUUUCUGUCUUCGUGUGGAUUGGCUUUCAAUUGCUGCUGACUGAAGAAUAAAGGUUUGCUCAAGAGAGAGAAGACAGUUUGAAUAAGAAUUUGUAUCCCAUUGUGAUGUAGACUGGGAAUAUGACAGAGAACAAAGAUUCAGAGGGAGAGAUACAUCCUCUGAAAAAUGAUGAGACCAGAAGCCAAGACACGAAUGAAGUUUCUAACAGGCACAAAGAAACCAAAAUCAAGAAAUUUACAAAAUUUGGACAGCUUUCCCGUUGGAGAACUGCUGCUUUCUUCAUAGUUUUAUUUUUAUGUCUGAUUGUGGUGUUUGCAUUUUCCUUCAUAAUUCCUUGUCCAGUGAGGCCUGUGUCACAAAGGGCCUGGAACAGAACAUUUGAAAAUGCAGUGAGUUAUCCUUUUUUCACGCUGUGGGAUAUGAACAGAGACAAAGUUAGCGAUGUGGUAUUCGCAUUGAAGUCCUCCAAUGACACUAUAAUUAAUGGAUCAUGUGCAGCUGAGGGCCUCCCAUUUCCCUGUGCCUAUGUUACUGCGCUGUCAGGAACAAAUGGCAGUCUGCUGUGGCAGCGAGCUUUAGCAGAGGAUGUUCAGCAUGUGCAAUGUGGAAUUGAAAAUCUCAGUGGUGCAAAGUCUUCAGGAUGCCUCAUCAUUGGAACCCCUUACCUCCUUAGUGCAAUCAGUUCUUCAGGAGAUACAUUGUGGAUCCUUAAUGCUAGUUUUGUUGUUAAUCUUUCUGUGAUUGGACCUGCAUUGAUACUUCCAGAUCUAGAUGGUGAUGGUGUUGGAGACUUUUUGAUCUUUUUUACACCAAAUCAG